This is a messenger RNA of Paraphaeosphaeria sporulosa, 612 nucleotides long. Its product is annotated as ribonuclease H-like protein. The record is from RefSeq and is a predicted model, not a curated record. Bases 1 to 612 code for a protein of 203 amino acids. Gene Ontology annotation, molecular function: nucleic acid binding. Lineage: Eukaryota; Fungi; Ascomycota; Dothideomycetes; Pleosporales; Didymosphaeriaceae. The transcript is spliced from 2 exons.
AUGGCGUACUUGGACCGCAAUUCGGAAGCCAUCGCUCAAGAAAACAUGAAGCCAAUGACACAACAGCGCCUCAAUGCAUUCUACAAGAAAAGCAAUCGCCUACUUGCGAAUGUUCUAUUCUACAGUGACGGUAUUGACGAGAGCCAGUACGCCAGGGUUCAAGUGACCGAAGUUCUAGGCAUCAAGUCGGGCUAUCAAGCAUUUGCUGAAAGCACUGGCAUAUCUCAAGAUCCGAAGAUCACGACGGUGAUAGUGACAAGGCGCCAUCAUACAAGGUUCUAUCCGUCUAAUGUCAUCAAUGGUCAUGAAAACUCCCGCGAGAGCAACUGCAGCCCUGGAACCUGUGUGGACUCCGGUGUCACGCACCCCAACUAUUUCGAAUUCUACCUCCAAUCUCACCACCCGAUUAAAGCCACAGCCCGUCCAGCGCGAUACUUCGUGCUCGACAAUGGAAUGAGCUUGACGGAACAGCAGCUCCAGAAAUUCAUGUACGAGCUUUGCUACUCGUACGUUCGUGCCACUCUUCCAGUUGGGUACGCACCGCCAGCAUACUACGCCGAUAGGCUUUGCGAACGCGCCCGUUGUUACUUUGCCUACUUUUUGAAGUCGUAA